AUGCCCGGCGAAACAUUGACGGACGAUCCACAGCGCGAGCGUCUUGUCUAUACGUACACAUACACAUCAGACGGUGAUAAUGGUCAAGCACCACAAUCAAAUACAGUUAAAGUAACAACAACAGUUGAAGAAGAAACGACGCCAGACGGAACAAAAGUUGUACGUAAGAAAGAAGAAUCUCAACAAGUAUCCAAAGUAACAAAAAUACAAAAAAUCACACGUGUACAUCGACAUCUAGUCGAUCCCAUCACUGGCGAACUUAUUCGACAAGAUGAUCCGAGAUAUCAAGCAUUAAUAGCUGAAUACGGCGAACCAACACCCACUACAUGGUCAGAUGAGCAUGUCGUUUAUGAAGGUACUUCACUACCAGCAAAUGGAAUAGUUACGAGACAUGAAACAAACAAUAACUUCUCACCAAACUCGUCCUUUUCUCAACAGAAAACACAUUACCGAACAACUGAAGGACAAUCGCCUUCAUCUGUACGAUCGUCUCAACGAUCAGCAACAACGACACAUCAACAUCAACAUACACAUUAUGAACAACAGCCUAAUCGAUUUGACCGUAGCACAUAUGCGUCUGGUGGUGAUGUAAGUGAAGCUGGAUUAACAAUAAGAAAUGGAGCUCGACAUGAUAAUCGAAGCACUUAUUCAAAUGGACGACCAUCGGGACGAAUACCGCCACAACAGCAUACGAACGGAGGAGGACGAAAUGGUUAUAGUCAUGAAGUCCUUGAGCAGCGUUAUAGCAGUGCGCGUUAUAACGAGCCAGAAAAUAAUAAAAUAAAUAGUGACGAAAAAAUUAUCGAUUAUGAUCCAAAUGAUCCAAAUUUAGUUGAUGAGCCGUAUCUCGAUGUUGAGAAUCCUUACGAAGGCCUUGGUCCAGGCCGACCAGAUAGUAUCGGUCGAGCACUUAUGUCAACAGCUGGAAGACAAUCGCCUGAUAGCAUCGGACAAGCACCUCCCGGCUAUGGUGAAGAUUACGGUACAUUGAGUCGUAUGUAUACGUCAUAUGGUAUACAUGAAGAUGAGUAUCAUCGUGGUCGACGAUCGCCUUCAAUCGAUACAGAAUUUCGAGAACAACGUUGGCGUGAUCCUGAUCUGCAAGAAGUAAUCGAAUAUCUUAGUCACACAAGUGAUGUCAUUAAAGAGAAUGCGGCGGCGUAUUUGCAACAUUUAUGUUAUAAUGAUGACAAUAUCAAAUCAAAAACCAGAUCUCUCAAUGGAAUUGCUUAUCUAGUUGCAUUACUUCAACAUGAGAAACCCGAAAUCCAGAAGAACGCUUGCGGUGCUUUGAGAAAUUUAUGUUACGGAAAGCGAAAUGAUGAAAAUAAGAUCGAAUUAAAGAAUCGAAAUGGUAUACCCGCAUUGAUUCAUCUCCUACGUCGAACACCCUAUGAAGAUGUUCGAGAAUCAGUGACAGCCGUUCUUUGGAAUGCAUCCUCUUCACCUCAAUUGAAAGGACAAAUCCUCGAUGAAGGACUCAACGUGCUUGUAAAAAACAUUAUUAUUCCCUUUUCUGGUUGGGAUCCGGAUAUUAACCGUCGUUUGAAUCCUCAGGGAAAAUUUCCAGCUGUUUUCAAAAAUGCAACAGGAAUACUCCGAAAUUGUUCAUCUGCUGAACACGAUGGUCGUCGUAAGAUGCGCGAAUGCGAAGGCUUCAUUCCAUCUCUUCUACAUGCUGUGAAUUCCAGUCUUCAGUCUCUAAAUGAAAUUAAUAAUAAAUCGAUUGAAAACUGUAUGUGUAUAUUACGUAACCUAUCGUACAAAUUGCAAGAAGUGGUUGAUCCGGAUUAUGAUCGUAACUAUCCAGCUAUGGCUGCAGCAGCAUCGACUUGGAGUAUGACACCAUCACAAUAUAAUGAACAUGAAAAGACCAAAGUCGGUUGUAUGGGUUCAAAACAGAAGAAAAGUAAACAAAUUUAUGAACAAACGGGAACUUAUAAUAAUAAUACGAUUCAUGCUAUCAUGGCGCCACGCGAAGGUCGACCUGUUGAAAUGCUUUGGCAGCCAGAUGUUGUAGGAACUUAUGUGCAUCUCUUACGACACAGUAGUAAUCCUGAUACACUUGAAGCAACAGCUGGGUGUAUUCAAAAUUUAACUGCUUGUUAUUGGAAACCGUCAGUAGAUAUACGUGCUGAAGUUCGAAAAGCUCGUGGCCUAUCAGAAUUAGUCGAUUUACUACGCGUUGACGAAUGUGAUGGUGUUGUGAAUGCGUCGGCAAUUGCUUUGAGAAACUUAGCAAUUGAUCAAAAGAAUCGUGAUGUACUCGGUGGUUGGGCUAUUAAAGAACUCGUCGCUGUCUUACCCGAUCCAUCCGAACAUGGAACCGGUCGUCGACGUCACUCCGACGAAACAUUAACAUCCGUUCUUGCUGCACUCAAUGAAAUUAUUCGUGCAAAUGAUACGAAUGCACGUAUUCUCUUCGAGGAAGGUGGCGUGAAAAAAAUGAUUGGUAUUAUGAAUGCGAAAGGACAUGUUUAUAAUUCCAAAGUUGUUAAAUAUACCGCUCAUGUACUUAAUACCAUGUAUAAGCACCGUUCAUUGCACGAAUUGUAUAAACAGCAUGGCUAUAAAGAGUCUGAUUUCAUUCACCAUCGAUUAUUGAAUUCGAAAUCAUUAACAUCAAGUCCACAAUCGACGUUACAUCGACCCAGAGGCGAUAUGGGACAACCGACACAUAGUGCAUCGAAAGGCAAACAAAUCACUCGACCACAGAGAGGAGACGAAUAUCGUAUGCAGAAAUUAAAUCAAAGCAUGGAUAAUCUACAAAGACCAUAUGGAAAUGGAACAAUGUCCAGUCAUGGCGAUCCACAUUCCGAUCUAUAUGCAACUGUUCACAAGAAUCGAUCACAACAAAUUCAGCCAGCCACAUGGGAUCAGCUUGGCCAAGCCUCCACUUCACCUGAUUCUUGGGUAUAG
Molecule: messenger RNA, 2919 nt
Organism: Adineta ricciae
Lineage: Eukaryota; Metazoa; Rotifera; Eurotatoria; Adinetida; Adinetidae
Source: the annotation of a GenBank genome assembly